Lolium perenne is the source of this 669-nucleotide messenger RNA. NCBI's taxonomy places the organism in Eukaryota, Viridiplantae, Streptophyta, Magnoliopsida, Poales, Poaceae. The record is from RefSeq and is a predicted model, not a curated record.
AUGCUGCCCAGAAGAGGGUACGUCUUCCUCGUCCUCAUCCUCGUCUCCCGCCGCAUCCUCCUCGUGUCGACAUACUCCCGCGCGCUUCACACUUCACCCAUCGUUCUCAGGAGGCCAAUCAACCGGCGAGAUGUUGCGAGCGAUGCACAUCGUCCUAAGGGGAAAGAGCCGCGCUGGGCCGGCCAUGCCACGCGGCUCGCCGGCAACCGUGGCUACUCCACGGCCCUGAACUCCCGGCGGCUGGCCGGGAAGGUGGCCGUGAUCACCGGUGGAGCCAGCGGCAUCGGCAAGGCCACGGCCGAGGAGUUCGUCAAAAACGGCGCCAAGGUCGUCCUCGCCGACGUCCAGGACGACCUUGGUCACGCCCUGGCGGCCAAGCUCGGCGCCGACUCGGCAUCCUACACCCGCUGCGACGUCACCGACGAGGCGCAGGUCGCCGCGGCCGUGGACCUCGCCGUGUCCCGCCACGGCAACCUGGACAUCAUGUUCAACAACGCCGGCAUCCCGGGCUCCCCGGCGCGGCCCCCGCUCGCCUCCCUCGACCUCGCCGACUUCGACACCGUCAUGGCCAUGAUGCCGGCGCCGCCACCGCGCUCUCCGCGCCGCCCUUCUCCAUCGCCAACCCUCUCGCGUCAUUACGUCGAACAGGUGGUGGGCGGCCGCGGUUGA